Molecule: messenger RNA, 6752 nt
Organism: Pomacea canaliculata
Lineage: Eukaryota; Metazoa; Mollusca; Gastropoda; Architaenioglossa; Ampullariidae
Product: cell wall protein RBR3-like
Exons: 3
Coding region: 142-3630 (1162 amino acids)
Source: RefSeq, a predicted model, not a curated record
CCGGGAAUCUUACACGCAAGCGCUCUCCUAGCAUGCCUGAUGAUAUCAUGACCAUUUCUAGCUCGCAGGAGUCACAGGUUGGUCCUGGAACAUACUAUUAUUUCAACAGCAAUACUCUACCUCGAGCUCAAGCAAGGAAGUAUGAAUUUCCCUUGGGAUUCGCUCCCCAAAGACUGGACCACUGCUGUAAAAUUACGUGAAAUAUCCAAGCGACGUCGUGAAGAGCGAAAUUCUUCAUCAGGCAACUGGAGUGGCAGCAGCAACCGACAGUCUUUAGACUCUGCUCGCUCUUCCACGUUACCCUCCUCUACAUCUCAGCACUCUUUAGGCCGAGAUUCUGGUCGUGACUCUCCAUCACUGGAUGACAGAAGUGGAACAGACACAAGUACCCCUACAGAUAAGACAACCCAGGACUGUCUCUUGUCUACAUUUGCACCACUCAAGUCAUUCUCUGCCAAGGAUGGUACACGGGAUACAGAAGAGUGGCUGCGUUCGCUAGCGCAACGAGCAGCAUGCAGAGAAGAUGCUACAGCUGACAUUACCGCAUCACUUUCAUGCCUGUCUUUGUUGACACGCCAGAACAUUCAGGAGCUAGACAGUAUGUCUACUGGCUUGCAGCGUCCUCCAAAAAUGGAUGACGAGGUCUCCUCUGUGUACUCUUUGGACCAAGAGGGUUUUUACACAUCUUUUCACAACGACAGUGGUUUGAGGCGUAGCACUAACAUGCUCCUAGAAGGUGAAGAUGAUACUCACUUGAACCUUGUUAAAGAAGCACACAGUAGCAUGCUUAGUAUAGGAAGUAAUAAUACAAUUGACAGUGUGAUUUUCCGUCCUUUUGGUGCUAGUGGAGCUGAGACUGCUCAAGAACCUGACAGUAGUCCUGUGGCUUCCCAGUCCCAUGAUGAGAAAAGCAAAAAAGUGCGUCCCCUACCUCCUCCACGUUGUGGAAGUUGUUUAAGUGGCAAUUCAUCAGAUACAAGUUCAAAAAGAACCAGUCCCAUUCUUGAAUCUGCUGCUGUCAGGGUCACAAAGACCAGUGGUGAACAGUCGAAUUCUGAAUCGGACCAGGAAACAGUUUGUGCUCGUGUGAGGUCCAAGACACGCAUUUCCCCACACACGUUUCCCUCAUGGUGUUUAAUUAGUGACGAAGAUAGCACUGACAGUUCCAGCUCUCACCUUAACCGGCAAAGCCCUCAAGAUACUGCUUCUGUUUCUCUUUCGGGAAGCAGGUCACAUGAGGGUGCUGGACCCAUGAACCCUCUCCCCCAGACUGGCUCCUCUGUUGCCGUGGAGCCAAGUCUACAAGGGGAGAAGGCUUUAGAAACUGGAUGGAAGGCUGUAGAAACAGGGUGGAAGGGUAGUACAUUACCACGACUUUACCUGGAGUCCAAAGUAUGGGAGGAAGAUGUGCAGGAACAGAACAACUCGUGGCCCCGAUCUAGACGCUCACAGCAUCAACAGCCCACAGCAGGCAUUUUGAAAAGAGACAAAUCCCCUGCCGGCACUUUAAAGCCUAAAACUUUAAACUUUGCACCAGUGGUAAGCUAUUUUGAUCACCAGACACCAGAUGGUUCUGAAGCAUCAUUGGCAUCAUCGACCUUGUCGUCCCUGGACAGCAGCAGCGACCAAUCUGGCAAUUAUCAACUUGCCAUGCCUUUCCCGUCUCCAUCCAAUGGCAUUUCAGAUGGUCUGGUGGAUCCUAAGUACCAGCCCACAAUAACAGUCAAACCAGGGAGGUCAGGUGACUUCAGAAUUAGAUCACAAAUAAUCUAUCCUCCUACCCUCGUUAAAGCAACGUCUACUCCUAUGAGCAAUCAUUAUCUUCCAGGAAUGUCAUCGGGUGUGGUGGAGUCUUCUGAGGGCUCAGUCACAAGCAGCCAGUCAUCCAUACCUUCAUUGUCAGAUUGUGGCCGUGGUGGUUAUUUAGACAUGAGCAGGAGUCUGGGGAAUCCUUCUCUGGACACUUUAAGCUCAAGUAGCUCAGCUGCCUUUUCAGACAUCGACUCCAGCCUGACCUAUGUCUCCAGUCCCAACAUUACCCCCACCAACUCUGUGCUCAGGCUUGACCAAGAUUUAUCAGAUACCCCUACCCCUGUCAACUCUCCAAGCCUCGAGCGAAGUGCAAACAGGACAACCUCAUUUUCUGUGAAUGGUACUUCAAGUUGUAGCUCUGUAUUCUCCUCAAAAUCAGGGUCAGGUUCUCCAGUUGUGCUGGACAAUGGACCAGUGCUUCAUUCAUGCCCUCCACCUUUAGUGCAGAUAAGAUCUGACUGUGGCCACACAGAGACAUCUAGAAUUGUGCAAAGCAAAUCUACAAGGAGUUUUCAUGACUUGGGAAUCCCUGAGCAAUCAUCUGGUGGGUGGAUGGCAGAGAAACUUGCAAUUAGGUCACGAACUAAUUCUUUGACAAUGGACAGUGGCUUCAGCUCGCCAACCACUCCAACAACAGGAUUAGUGGAUUCACAGCAGCAAGAACGUGUUAAACGAUCUUCUCCUCAGUGUGGAACUUGGCCAAGCUCACAUUACUCACAGCUUCACAAUCCACAACCUCUAAUGACUGAUGCAAUACUGGCACCUGAAGCAGAAAUUAAUAGUGGAGAGAAUGGAAGAUAUGUAAGUGCUAGAAAGCAUAGAACAUCCAAUCCACCAACACAUCUUUCCUUGGGUCACACACAUGAGCCUCUGGAAGCUUCUGAUGGUACCACGUCUUUUAUGGCUUCCACACCAAGGACAGAUUCUUACCGUGUUGCUAUGAAUAAGGAUUUAAACCCACAAAAGCAUAGCCUUCAAAGUAAACAUCACCCAGGAAGAUCUUUUUCAUCAAGUGAUACGUGUGCUUCCAGCAAGAACCCACACCAUCCUCCUCGCAUGACAAAAACUUUCUCCUGCCCUGUUGGCAACCUUGACGAUGCAGUCAGCAGGGCGGACUCUUAUCGUUUAGCAGUACGCAACACACAUGGUGUUUUGGGAGAACUUGCCACACGUAAUACCUCUUAUCGUAUGGCCACUCGAGAAGAUGAUCCCAUGCCUGAACCAAAUUUCAGAAUGGAUGCACUUAAUUCUUGGGACAGAAUGCAGACCAAAGGUGGCAAGGACAUUCGCAGAAUGGGAAUUACGGAUGUGGACCAGCUGAAGUGCUAUGAUGAUGGUACUAAUUUUAGCAGACUUUCCAUGUCAUCAGUCACUAACAAAGGGUUUGCUGGCAUCAACUCUUCUCGUAAGAAAAUGAAACAAGAGGCUCAUAGCCUAUUGCGGAACGAUAAAACACCCUCACCUGACUUGAAACUGCCUCCAAAGUCUGGGAAGAGCAGCAAAGAUAAGACCAGAACCCAGUCAUCCACCUACAUUCGUUUUGACCCCAUCUUUGAAGACAAAGAUGACUUGUACACUUCUACUCACAGUCUACGCACACAGUCUGUAGAAAUGCUGGUGUCUGAGAAUGGAUUUUUAAUGAGUGAUAAAAUUGUCAGCCACAUGCCACCAAGCAGACUAAAAACGAGUGGAAAUAAGAAGCCAGCAGAUGAGAAAGCCGUCAUGUCCAUUCUGGAUAGCAUAAAGACUACUAUUAAAUCUAUAUCCAGCAAGAAUUCAGCGGACAAAGAUAUGUGGCGAUAUGAAGGAGGCAUUUAACAAUGGCCAGUCACUUGGUCACAUAAUAUUAUGCUGCUCUCUUUUGAAUUUAGAAUCAAAAGAGUUGUUUAAAAGUGCUGAUGCUAUAAACUCUUUAAAAUAGUUAACGGUGCUCACAUGUCUAUGCAUCCUUCCAUUGCAGUAGUUUUUUUGUCUGCAACUUUUGGUCUGUCUUCAAGCAAUUGUUUGUUUUUUUUAUACAUUUUAUGGUUGAUUUUAAGUCUUUAGAAAUGAGCUGACUGAAAAAAUAUGCUCUUGCUAAUUAAAACAGUCUCUAAAUGAAUGUAAAUAUUUAUUCGUGCAGAAAAAUCUGUGUAGAUGUGUUCAGCGCACAGGCAGUUAGGCAGCACAAAUAAUGUAAGUUUAUGUUUGUAGCAAUUAAGUGUGUAGUGGUAUGUACAUUCCAACUGAUUUUUAAUGUUUUAUGAUCAGAAUAAGCUGAUUUUGUUGGUAACUCUCAGUUAACAAAUGGCAAAGCUUAAUAUUUAAAAUCAAAAACUAGUUGUGGCCCAAAGGUACAUCAUUUGUAUGAGGGAUAAUAAACGUUAAGAUAAAAGCAUUUUUGAACACAUGCUUAUGUGCAGGUACACCCAUAAACAUGUGCAUUCUCACCAACUUGCAAAAAUAUUAUUACUUAUAUACGACUUGACUGAAAUAUGUGUCAAGAUGGAAAGAGGUUUGCCUGCGGGCUGCGGAGGAUCUAGAAGUUCAGUUUUUCAUAGGCAGAUUUAUUCACCAGCCUUGUUUUGAACACUUGUGUGCUGUUUACUGCAAAACCAUUUUCUUGAAUAUAUUUAUUGAGCAGAUAUUUUUGAUAACAAAAUAGGAAAUAAAUGAUUAAAAUAUUUUUAUAUGAUCAACAGCAUUCUGGAGAUGCCAGAGAUUCAGGUACUGCCACAGCUUUCCAAAAUUAUCAUUGGUAAAUGUAAUGUGAGUUUAGUUCAUGUUCAUUUUAAGGAACAGAAAUGGCAUGAAAAAUCAGACGAGCAAUUGUUUUAGGCUUAAUUGAAAUCACAUGGCCAACACAUUUUGCUGGAAAAGAUUUGUUGCAAUCUCAGUAAACACUCGUGAUAAUUUAUACUUCUCUUCCCCCACAUUUUCCAUUUCAUGGUGAAAUGGGAGUCGUAGAUACAAUGAUGUCUCAAGCAUUUUAAUUUAAACUAGGAAACAUUUUCACCUGAACAAAGCUUAAACAAGUUAAGAUUACCUGCAUGUAAGUCAACCAUAUAUCCUUGAGUUUAAUGCAGUUUUAAUGGAAAUGUUCAUAUCUCCCAGUGUUUAUUCCAAGAUUUCACAGAAGUCAUCACUAGAGUAGUUCUCCUAGUCUCAUGUACAUUUUUGUUAAGCAUAAUUGGCACCUUUUGAACCUGAUACAGGGCAAAAUUCAAACCAGACCUCCAUCAAAUGUCUAAUAAAACCUAUUAAAAUAGGGCUGUAUUAGCAUCAUGAGUUGCAAUGUUGGCCUUUAAAGCAAUUUUAAAGAAAAAGUUUCUAUUUUGCUUUUGGUCAAGUGGCAACAUGUUAAUAAAGUGUGUGUUGUACCUCACUGGCGCUUAAAGUCAGUGGUUGCAGCAGAUUUAAUAUCCUCCAUUCCUAUGUCUUAGAAAUAUAUCUUUAGUUAAAAGUUAACAUACAUAACUACAUCAGUUGUGAAAGUCAUUGUGUGCAUGAUGGGGUUAACUGCAUAGAAGAGGACAGCAUGUAAAAUGGAGAUACUUUUUUCCUAUGUACUUAAGUCUCAAAAUUUUUUAACAGAUUUCUUCAAUAUGAAUUUAUUAAUAUUUAAUAUUUCUAUUAGAAGAAGCUGUUGAAUCAUUUAAAAUCAAAGAUAAAUUUAGAGAAUUGUGAUGCACUUUUUAUGAAAAGUGAUGUGAACAAAGUCAAUGAAAAUGUUAAAAGAUAUAGAUUCUAGUAAAGAAAAAUCCCUCUUUGUCACUAUAUUUUGGGUUGUGUCCUUUGUCCUGAAGCUAACAGGAGACUUUUUCAGUUGUAGUGAUAAAACAUUGAAGGACCAAGUUCUCAAGUUUUAAUGCUCUGUGUACAGGCAUAGUACAGAUCAAGGGUGCCUUAUUUGAACCUGGUUCUUUUGGUUCACCUUUUUCUGUCAUUUCAUCUGGUCAUCAUGUCUGAUAACUUGGCAAUUCUGUUCUGUUACACUUUAAUUCUUAAUCUGCAGUCCAUAGUCUAAAAAAUCUCAACCAAGUAUCACAUGCAGUGUUCAGUCAUCGCAGUUUGCUGAGAUUGAGAAGACACUAAUUGGAAGAUUUAGUUAUCAAAAUCUGAACCCAGUAAAAUGUUGAGCAAAAGUAACUAUAAAAAACAUUUUGAUGUAAUCAGUGAAGAAAUGAAUAUUGCUGUCAUAUUUUAAAAACUUUAUUACCUGUCAUGUACUUUUGUAUUAAUUUUUUUUUAAAUUAAUGAAAGUUAGGGCUGACAGGAAUAAAAUUUUGUUGAAUUUUGAAAUGUUUUAUUUUGAACAUACAUUAUGUAUAUUGUCAAAUUUCCUAGUCAAUAACCUAAACUUUACAGCUGUGUAAUUGAUUUCAUCACACUGUCAUCACAAUCUUACAACACACAAAUCAUCAUCUUACUUCUUUCAGAAUGUAAAUAACUGUCAAAUAUCAUUGUUUAAUCUUGUUUUCACUGAUUUUAUUGUAGUAGACAUAGAAUCUGUUUGUGAAUCUAUGCAUGAUACUUUGUUAAAAAGCAUUGUGCACACAAGUUCACAUCAAUAUUCAUAACAAUGUGUCUUGUGUUUCCAUUGCCUUAGGGGGGGAAAAAGCUUGACACAUCUUGCCUUGUCAUCCAUACAACUCCAUUUUCUUGACUAUCAGGGAAAGCCAAAGAUUGUGCUGUUAUCAUUUCUGUUGUGUGAGCAGACAAUUAAAAAAAAAUAACCACCAAUGCCAAGAAUGCUCCCAAGUCUUCUCCAUAUGAUCACAGGGCUGCAAGAUGUAGAAGAAACAGGUCCAUCUGUGCAUGGGUUUCAAAAUACAAAUACACAUGUACUGAAAAUAUGUGCACCCAUCCCCUGGGUGUGGAGGAAAAAAAAGAAUCCCCAUAUGCUGUGUCUCAGAUGUGAGUAGCGUGACUUCCUUUAAAAAUAAAUUUUUUGUUUCAUU